Molecule: messenger RNA, 3984 nt
Organism: Rhincodon typus (whale shark)
Lineage: Eukaryota; Metazoa; Chordata; Chondrichthyes; Orectolobiformes; Rhincodontidae
Gene: hpse2
Product: heparanase 2
Exons: 10
Coding region: 25-1575 (516 amino acids)
Cellular component (GO): extracellular matrix
Source: RefSeq, a predicted model, not a curated record
UCGAUCUCGCUGUCUACAACAAGGAUGCCCAGAGUCUUACCUCUCAGGCAGCACCGCAGUCUCCCUGGGAUCUUGCCAGUUUUGUGUUGCCUCGCAUCUCUCCCGAUCCUCGCCCACCUCUUGGUCGACACUCGAGUGGGAGAACGGAAAGCGGCGGGGAGAGGGACCAGGGGUCAGCCGAGAGACACCAGGACCCUGAUCCUGCUGGAUGUGAACAUCAGGAGCUCGGUUCGGACCGUGAGCGAGAACUUUCUGUCAAUCCAACUAGACCCUGCCGUGGUACAUAAUGGUUGGAUCGAUUUCUUAAGCUCCAAAAGGCUGGUAACACUGGCUCGAGGCUUGGCACCCGCCUUCCUGUGGUUCGGUGGCAAAAGGACGGAUUUUCUACAGUUCCAGAAUCAUCGGAAUCUGGCGAAGCACCGAGGAGAACUGGGACCAGAUUACUACCUGAAAAACUACGAAGACGACAUUGUCCGAAGUGACAUCGCCCUGGAUAAGCAGAAAGGCUGUAAAAUCGCCCAGCAUCCGGAUAUCAUGCUGGAAUUGCAGAGGGAGAAAGCUUCGCAGGUGCAGUUGGCUCUUACGAAAGAGCAAUUUUCCAACACCUACAGCAACAUCACAAUAACAGAGCCCAACAGCUACCGGACGAUGGUGGGAAGGACUAUUAAUGGCAGCCAGCUGGGCAAGGACUAUAUCCAGUUCAAGAACUUGCUGCAGUCUGUGCGGUUCUACACGAAAGCCAGCCUGUAUGGCCCGAACAUUGGUAGGCCUCGGAGAAACACUGCGGCCUUGCUGGACGGUUACUACAUUGAUGACCAGACCGCAAAUGUGGCUGAUUUUAUGAAAACCCGCUUGCUGGACACUUUGUCAGAUCAGAUUGCCAAGGUGCACAGGGUGGUCAACUCUCAUGUACCAGGGAAAAAGGUGUGGCUUGGGGGAGUAGGGCCAGCAUGGGCUGGAGGAACUACCAAUCUUUCGGAUACCUACGCAGCAGGGUUUCUGUGGUUAAAUACGCUGGGAAUGUCAGCCAAGCAAGGGAUAGAUGUUGUGAUCCGUAAUUCCUUCUUUGACCAUGGAUAUAAUCACCUUGUGGAUCAGAACUUCAACCCCCUACCGGACUAUUGGCUUUCACUGCUUUACAAGCGGCUGGUGGGAACCAAAGUGCUCACUGUUCAAGUGGCAGGCCUGCAGAGGAAACCUAGGCCCGGGCGAGUGAUAAGGGACAAGCUGAGAAUCUACGCCCACUGUACACACAUCCGCAAUCACAAUUAUCUGCGAGGAUCCAUUACCAUUUACAUCAUCAACCUCCACAGAUCAAGAAAGAAAAUAAAGCUGGCUGGAACGCUGAGGGACAAGACAGUUCACCAGUAUCUGCUCCAACCUUAUGGAGUUCAGGGGUUGCAAGCAAAGUCUGUGCAGCUGAAUGGACGGCCGCUACUAAUGGUAGACGAUGAAACAUUUCCCGAACUAAAACCGCGAACUCUCCGAGCUGGAAGAAUUGUGGUAAUUCCCCCUCUCUCCAUUGGAUUCUAUGUGGUGAAGAAUGCCAACGCCCCGUCUUGCAAAUUCCGAUAGCCAGGAUGCCCAGAUGCCUGGUCUUGAACAUUAAUGUAAAACAAAAACAGCUGACCAUUUCCGUUCCUGUCUGAAACCCCUCUGAAAACAGGGCCUCAAGGCUCCCAGAAAGCUCAAAAUGUGAUGUCCCGUCUUACACACCUCCUCCCCACACAGCGGCAGCCCCCCUUCCUCCCCUUCCAUGAUCCCGAUCUUGCUUGACACAUUGUUAUCUGCUUCAGGUAGCAGCUCAGAGGCUACAGCAAUUGUAAUCGUCUUCAAUGAAUGACCUUUCCUUUAAAAAAACAGCACCAUCAUCCCAGCAUGUUUACUGCUCAGACAACACGUGAAAACUGAACUGCAUUAUACAAUGCCUCAGGCACCUUCUGUACAGAAGAGUUAUUUUUCUAGUCAGAUAACACAAAUCAGACUCAAAUAUCCCUGGUAACCUCUUCAAAACAUCCAAUUAGUCACUUUUCUAUUGUCCGUCUGGUCUGUGUAAACGGAAGAAAAUGUGUUUCCACGUUUGCAAACUAACUUAUCACCAGCUUCCCUGAUGUUUCAACGUAGCAUUUCCUCUGUGCAUAACUGAGUAACCCAUGCCUGGAGCAACUGCUACUGGGCAGUUGCUCUGACUGGUCGCAGGGACCCUUAGGUUGGGAGGUGUAAGGUUAGAAGUGAGAGCAAUGUUGAGCAAAUCACCUACACUACUGUGCCCAACUCCAUUUGACCACUUCUGGAAAGGUAUAUGCAUUAAUGAAGCCUGAUUCGGGGCAUGGCCAUGCUGUCUCGGUAACGAGGGUGACUAGCCAUAUAGUUGUCCCAUCCCGGGGUUUGGUAGCACCAUCAGAUAGCAUGGGCAGAAUCGCAACACAUAAGUACUGCGACUAAGCAAUGUGUUUCUCUCAUUCAUAACCUCCUUAUUGUUUGCUGAAGGCAGUUUGUGGUACAGGAUUAUUCUCUGCAUUAAACACUGGCACGAAUUCCAUCCAAGUAUCCAAUUGCUGUUUUCUUCCUUUCUUCUGGAUGUCGCUGAAUGAUACAAUUACAGAAAAGGCCCAUUGUGUCUCUGUCUGUUUGUGGAUGCAGCCUGGCCAAUAAGUCUCACUGACCUGGUCUUUUCCCAUAGCCCAAGAAUUCUUUCUUUUCUCUCUGUGAAGUAUUUGUACAAUUCCCAAGUUCAAAAUAGAACAGGCAUUGAGAAUUCCACCCCCACCAUUCCCCUGCAUCGAUCCAUCCUUGUGACUCAUUUAAAAAUAAACUUCACCUACGAUAGAACACCCCACCGAAAGGGCAGAAUCCCAAUACAUUGCCAGUGAAUUUAUCAAUUAGGACAGCAAUUUCCAUUCUGUUGUGGGAUGGGGGGCGGAAUACUUGAAUUGCUUUUGCCUCUUCUAUUUUGAAAAAGUUCUUGUCAUCUCGCAUCCACGAGGUAUUUACCACAAGGGAUUUGCUUCUUGUGGUGAAUUAAUAAACUAUAUUAGUUAAACAAUUUGCACAGACCCACAACAGCGUCUGUGACAAAGCUUUUGGGAGGGGUAAAUUGGCACAUAAAUGGUUCGGGAGAGACCCAAAUGUCAGUCCAAAAACAAUGGAAGGAGCUGCAAAGGCUGGACUUCCUUUUCUCACUCCUUUCUGAAGUGAAUAACUCAUUAACAGAACAUUUAGUGACAAUCUGUCUUUAAAUCUCCAUCCCAUGCCAUCCCUCUCAUACCAUGCUGAUUCUAUUCCUUUCACACCAUCCCCAUCCCUUCUCCCAUUCCAUAUCUCCCACGCCUUCCGUCCACUCCCUCACCAAUAACACCCCUGCUACUGAAUCCUUACCUGAAAUGAAGAACCAUCUAGUAUUAAUAGACAGUUCCAAACAAAAGGGGGAAUCAAUGAAGGGUCGACUGAUUCCUCAAUAGUCCCUUCAGUAAGAAAACCUAAUCAACUGAAUGGCAGAAAGCGAAGCACAUAUCUGAUAAGACUCUUUAUCAUCAGGGUGAAACGUAUGAACUUGUCUCAUCCCAAUCCUUAUGAAUCUACAUAACCUCUAGAGUUGAUAUUCCAAAGUUCAUAUCCCAGGUACCUACAAAUGUCUACCCAUUAGCCCCAUUACCUUGUUUUGUAUUCCUUUGCAUUUUAAUAUUAUGCAGUAGUGACGUACAGCUAAUCACUUAAAUGUCGUGUUAAAUUGUCCAACAGUACAAUGUAAUUAGCAGUACCAGAAACAGAAGAUAUUAACAACACUUAAUAUAUUUGAUGCCUUGCUUAUAAAAGUAUUUACUAAGAUGUUCAUAUAUCUUUGAAAGAUGAAGAAGCAUCAUGAGAUUAUAACUCAUAUACUUGCCUUAUCCAGGACUUUUUUAGCACUAUACCAUAUAGCAUGUUCUCGGAACUUUUCUGGCGAUUUUUAUUUUGUCUUAAAGGUGCUGAAGUUCUAUUAAA